Messenger RNA from Hydatigera taeniaeformis, 1191 nucleotides. NCBI's taxonomy places the organism in Eukaryota, Metazoa, Platyhelminthes, Cestoda, Cyclophyllidea, Taeniidae. The record is from the annotation of a GenBank genome assembly.
GCUCCAGUUGUUGGUGAGUUAGACGGCCACCCGAAAAUGCCUGAUGGCAUUUCCCCCAAAACUGUAGUAAUUUCCCCGGAGAUCAGACCUAAGAUAAACCUAAUUCUACUUUUUUUGAUCAUCACAUCAGGCACUCUGACCUUGUCUGUCCGAGAUCGCGAAGUGGACGCUGCCACCUCGCACGCCACUGACACGGUGAAGCACUACCGUGUGAAACAGUUCGGUGGUGGCGGUGGUGGUUUCUACAUCUCUACAAAACGCGGUUUCUCCAGUUUGCGUGAUCUCGUUGAGCACUACUCGGCAGAGGCAGACGGUCUUUGUCGACGCCUCACUCGUGCCUGUCCUCGACCUCCUCCCCUGACUUCUGACCUUUCUGUGCAGACAAAGGAUCACUGGGAGAUCCCUCGAACCUCCAUCACCCUGUUGCAACGUCUUGGUGCGGGGCAGUUUGGAGAGGUUUGGAAAGGUAUUUCAGUAGCGGUAAAAAUGCUAAAGCCGGGUGCCAUGUCAACGGAGGAGUUCCUCAAAGAGGCACGAAUCAUGAAAGCAGCCCGACAUCCACGAUUGGUGCGACUCUACGCGGUGUGCGUUGAGGAUCCCAUCUACAUUGUCACCGAGCUGAUGCCUCAUGGUAGCCUCCUUUACUACCUUCGUGAUGGUCCUGGACGCCAUCUCACCCUCCGACCGCUAAUCGAUAUGAUGGCACAGAUCGCUAGCGGAAUGGCCUAUCUAGAACGCGAGCGCUACAUCCACCGCGAUCUAGCAGCACGGAACAUUCUGGUAGGUGAGAACAACGCCGUGAAGAUCGCGGACUUUGGACUGGCGCGGAUGGUUGUGGAGGAGCGCUAUGAGACGUAUGUCGCACAGAAUGGCACCAAGUUACCCAUCAAGUGGACCGCCCCAGAGGCUGCACUCUCGGGUCGCUUCACAGUGAAGUCGGAUGUCUGGUCCUUUGGCAUUGUCCUCUACGAGAUUAUCACCCAUGGACAGGUGCCCUAUCCCUCCAUGAACAACACGGAGACUCUAAAUCAAGUGAGCUCCGGUUACCGUAUGCCUCGUCCGUCUGCCUGUCCCGAGGGCGUCUACGAGGUGAUGCUUCAGACCUGGGACGCUACUCCGGAGCGUCGACCUACCUUUGAGUACCUGUGUGCUUACUUUGAGGAGUACUUUACGAACUGUGGCAGACUGUGA